AUGUUCCAGGCAUUCGAGUACGAUGCCAGCGGCAAUGCAACUCAGAUCGACGCAACUUUCGCUUCUGAGCUUGCCAAGUUUCUCAAAGCCCACAGUUUAGGGAAACGGAUCUCAAUCAUCGCGAACCCUGCAGAUAGAGAAGAUUUCAUUGAGUUCACGCAUCCUAGUGGACGCGGCACCAUCAGUGUCCCUCUUCGCCUCAUCUCCGAUCAAGAGAUUGAGGCGAGUGAACCUGUCAUCACUGGAUGGAGCUUUGCUGUCAAUGAACAUGGGGUUGUUGAAAAGGUGACCACUACUGGGAAUGCUUACCCUGCGGGCAAAAGUUCCUUGAGGACAGAAUCCCAUAUGCCGACAAUUCCCUUGUGUGGGGUAGUCUCCUAG
Penicillium alfredii is the source of this 381-nucleotide messenger RNA. RefSeq lists its product as uncharacterized. The transcript has a single exon. Lineage: Eukaryota; Fungi; Ascomycota; Eurotiomycetes; Eurotiales; Aspergillaceae. Bases 1 to 381 code for a protein of 126 amino acids. The record is from RefSeq and is a predicted model, not a curated record.